Puntigrus tetrazona (Sumatra barb) is the source of this 1397-nucleotide messenger RNA. RefSeq names its product cyclin-dependent kinase inhibitor 1D (gene cdkn1d). Gene Ontology annotation, molecular function: cyclin-dependent protein serine/threonine kinase inhibitor activity. The record is from RefSeq and is a predicted model, not a curated record. Gene Ontology annotation, biological process: signal transduction by p53 class mediator; regulation of mitotic cell cycle. Lineage: Eukaryota; Metazoa; Chordata; Actinopteri; Cypriniformes; Cyprinidae. Bases 258 to 755 code for a protein of 165 amino acids. Gene Ontology annotation, cellular component: nucleus. The transcript has 3 exons.
CAGUAAAGAGAUUAAAAAGCAUUGUUGUUUGACUCGUUACGGUUUGAAUAUUAAGAGUAGUGUUUAGCAGGUCACGUGACAACGGGCAGCCCUGCCAUCAAAACAAACGUUACUGCAGAUGAGUUUAUUAUUACUUCGCUGCUCUUGUGUUUGUAGCUCAGCUCGUCUUGCUUCUCUUAUCGAUUAGAUAAGUGCAUUAGUAAAGUUAGUGGAUUUUAUCUCCCUCAUCUAGAGCGCCGCUUUUACUCGAAUGGAACAUGUCCAUGAUACGAGAUGCAUGUUAUUUUGGGCUGCUGGAAGGGCAGGAAGAGGACAUUAAGCCUCAGACGGCAGUGGUUCGGCGGAACCUGUUUGGCCCAGUGGACCACCAGCAGUUACAGCAGGACUUCCAGAGGCUAUUCUGCAUGAAUGUGGAGAUCGCCAAACAGCGCUGGAACUUUGACUUUCAGAUGGACCAACCAGUCCCAGGGUGCAUUGAGUGGGAGGAGCUGCGGUGCCAGGAUGUGCCAGUGUUUUACCAUAGCUGUGUAUUCAGGCACGGUGUGGCAAAGCAAACGGUGGAAGCUUGUUCGUCUCCAGCUAUGGCCACAGAGAAGUAUCUGGAGCUGCGAACCCGAGGACCUCUGAGGGGAACCAAGCAAGAGAAGAGAAUGGCUGCAUUGCAAGGGGUCAAACGCAAACAAGCAAGCAUCACAGACUUUUUCAGAGUGACAAAAAGAAGAUUUCCUGAUCACAAAGCUUCAUCAGGACAGUAAUAGACAUUGGACCUUUAUUAUAUAAGUGUAAAUACACUAUCUGCACAAGUAGCUUUUCUAACUGACCAGAAAAGGCUUAAUAGGAUGUAUAUAAUGUACAUAGACAAACAUGCAUACAAACAUACAAACACACACACACACACACACACAUACAUAUAUAUAUAUAUAUAUAUAUAUAUAUAUAUAUAUAUAUAUAUAUAUAUAUAUAUAUAUAUAUAUAUAUAUAUACAUUAUAUGCACAAAUGUGUGUCUAUUUUUUUACCAAGUGCAGUACCUAUUAAAGGUACCUAUUUUAUUGUUACAACAUGGAAUCAGGUGAAAAAAGUAAUUUGAAGCUAUUAAUUCCAUUAAUUGAAUGAAAAUUUACUCUUGCAAAAUCAACUGAACAUUUUAAAAUCAUAACUAAAUGAAAAAGAAAUUACUGAGAGCAUAAAAUGAAAAAUAAAAUGAAAGCGAUUUACUAAAACUAAAAAUUUAGUUCCCUCAUUUUACUAAAUCAUACGCUUUAUUUGCUAAUUCGUUGCCUUAUUGUGAUAAAUGUUGCACACAAUUUACUAAUUCAUUCUCUCAUUCAUAAAUCGUGUGCAAGAUUUAGCAAAUCAAGGGAACAAAAUAGUAAAUGGUGCACACGAUUUAGCCAAU